UUUGAACUCUGCGCUGGCGCGACUCAUUCCAGUUCGAGAAUCAAUUUUUGUUCUUCCGUAACAUCUGAACGUUUAGUUUUAGUGACUAGUCAGCAAUCGCUGUUCAAUUUCGAUGAGUUGUAAAUGACCGCUCUGUAGAAGAUCUCCGUCAGUAAAAGCGCGGAACUGGUAAUGAUUAUGUGAGAAAUAUUUUGUGCCAAGAAAAUGAAUAAUGCGGGAUAUCAACGACCAAGAAAAGAAAAUCCUUAUAAAAAUGCAUCGUUUUUCGAGCGAGUUACCUUCCUGUACAUGUUCCCAAUAUUCUACCGGACAUAUAAAAAAAGCUUUGAAGAAGAAGAUUUAUUCGAAGUAUAUGAUUCACACAGGAGUAGCAGACUUGGAGAUAAAUCAGAAGAAAUUUGGAAAAAAGAAUAUAAUCGUUCGAAGAAAUAUGCCUUACAUAGAACUCUUUUCAAAUUAUUUGCUGUUGAAUCGUUCUUGGGAGCCUUUAUCAAAUUGAUCGAUGAACUACUUUUAGUGUCUGUUGUUCCUAUAUUCAUAGGAAAAUUGGUAUCCUAUUUCGAUAAAAACCAAACCAAAAUUUCCCAAACAGAUGCUUGCAUCUAUGCAGCGAUCAUUUGUUCAACAUACUUGAUUGUCAACCUUACUUUCCAUCCUGCAAUGAUGAUAAAAGUGUUGGUGUCAAUGAAGAUGAGAAUUUGUUGUACUAGUAUGAUUUAUAGGAAGUCUUUGAGAUUAGACAAGAAUGCUCUGGCCAAGACAACCAUUGGUCAGAUAGUGAACCUACUGUCUAAUGAUGUUACCAAGUUCGAGCAAGGAAUGGACAACACCGAUUACCUUUUCAUAGUACCUCUUCAAACAAUUGUAGGCCUGUAUAUACUCUACAGCCAAAUCGGCAUCGCUGCCGUCUUCGGUGUAGUUUUUUUGCUUUCAUUCAUUCCAUUACAAAUUUAUGUGGGAAAACGAACAUCAGCACUCAGACACAAAACUGCAUUGAGAACAGAUGAGAGAGUAAAACUUAUGAAUGAAUUGAUAAGUGGAAUGCAAGUUAUCAAAAUGUACUGCUGGGAAAAACCUUUCGCCAAACUGAUAGCUUUUGCAAGAAGAAAAGAAAUGUCUGCAAUUCGAGUCCAUGCAUUAUUGAUGGGCAUGCUUUAUUCCUUCGAAAUGUUCCUAACCCGUACGGCUAUAUUCAUAAGUCUGCUAGGCUAUGUUCUUCUAGGAAAUUAUAUUUCUGCCGAAAAAGUAUUCCUGAUUACCUCAAUAUACAACACCAUCCGUCCUACAGUAACUAUAAUGUUUUCUCUGGCCUGCUCAAAUACCGCAGAAAUAAAUAUAUCUUUGAGACGUAUAAAUGAUUUCCUAAAACUACAGGAAGUAAAUGAGGAGACCAAAUUGAUGAAUGACUGUAAAACUAUCAACAAUUCAUGUGAAAUAAAUGAAAACCAUCACAUCUCAAAUAAUUCUCCUUUGGGUACCAAAAUAGUAUUAAAGAAUUUGUCUGCAAAAUGGACAACAGAUACUAACGACGAUACUUUAUGUGAUAUUGAUAUCAAUUUAACCUCAAAUCAACUUGUGGCUGUGAUUGGACCUGUUGGAAGUGGAAAGAGUAGUUUAGUUAGUGUUAUUUUAAAGGAAAUCCAAGUGACUAAAGGUUUCUCUAAGAUUGAAGGAACCAUCUCAUAUGCCUCUCAAGAAUCAUGGCUGUUUUAUGGAAGCGUUCGUGAAAACAUUCUUUUUGGAGAACCUUACGAUAAGAGAAGAUAUGCAGAUGUUGUCAGAGUAUGUUGUUUGAAAUCUGAUUUUCUGCUGUUGCCAUAUGGGGACAAAACAUUGGUUGGGGACAGAGGAACUGGACUGAGUGGUGGACAAAGAGCCAGGAUUAAUCUAGCAAGAUGUAUCUACAGAAAAGCUGAUAUAUAUCUUUUAGACGAUCCUUUAUCUGCCGUAGAUGCAAACGUGGGCAGGAGUUUAUAUCAAGAUUGUAUCAAAAUUUUUUUACAUGAUAAGUUAAGAAUAUUAGUCACUCACCAAAUACAGUAUUUGAAAAGCACAGAUCUGAUAAUCGUCAUGAACAAUGGAAAGGUUGAAAAAACCGGAACAUUCGAAGAGCUGCAAAAUUCUCACUUGAAUUUUGGGGAACUUCUGAAAAGUCAUGCAGAAGAGGAUGAUGAGAAAAAAGUAGUUUCGAGAAGAACCUCCAAACAAGGUUCGGUUCUACAAAGUAUUGAAGAGAUUGAUGAAGAACCAGAAAUGUUGAAGGAGAGAUUGACCGAAGGCAACAUAAAAAUAUCUACCUAUUUCAAGUUUAUAAGAGCUGGAGGAAGUUUUAAAGUGAUAACUGCUUUAAUCCUCUUCAUGCUUGUUACUAGAUGUUUCGAAUAUGGUGGAGAUUUCUUUGUUAGGACAUGGGUAAACAUGGAACAAAAUUUAAAAGUAUCGAAUGGCACGAUGGAAAUAUCAAGAACAAACAUCAUAUAUAUCUAUUCUGGGAUAACUAUUGGAACUAUUUUGUGCUCUCUGAUAUAUUGCCUCAGCUUCGUAGCGUUCUUUACCAAAGCAUCCAUCAACUUACACAACACUGUUGUUGGAAGACUGAUCCAAGGAAAAAUGAGUUUCUUCGAUUCCAACCCUGGUGGAAGAAUUUUGAAUAGAUUUUCGAAAGACAUGGGAAUAGUGGAUGAAUAUAUUCCCUUCAUAUUAUAUGAUGUAGUGGCUAUUAUUGUUGCCCUGAUUGGGACAAUGGUAAUAUCCGUUUUUGUGGAAGUUUGGUUGUUAAUCCCUUGUAUCUUCUUGCUUAUUAUUUUGUAUAUAUGCAGAAUGUUCUAUAUUGUCACGAGUAGAAAUAUAAAACGCAUAGAAAGCAUAACCAGAUCUCCCGUAUACAACCAUACAAGUACUUCAGUUUGUGGAUUGUCAACAAUAAGAGCAUUCCAUGCCCAAAGCCUACUCAUAAAGGAAUUUGACUCGAUUCAAGAUAGACAUAGUUGUGCUUGGUUUUUGUUCCUUGCUUCAAACCGAUGUUUUGGCUAUUGGUUGGAUGUAAUUUGUGUUUUAUUCGUUACACUAUCAACUUACAUCCUCAUUUUUUUCUCCAAGAAUAUUUAUGGAGGAGAUGUUGGUUUGAUCUUCAACCAAUUCGUUGGACUCCUCAUCUUCCUACAAUGGGGAAUGAGACAGUGGAGUGAACUGGAGAAUCAAAUGACCUCAGUUGAGAGAAUUCUAGAAUACACAACUAUAGACAAAGAACCCACAAGAAUUGCUUCAAACAACAUCCCUAUAGAUUGGCCUUCGCAGGGCAGGAUAGAAUUCAAAAAUAUCUUCUUGAGAUAUAACACUCAAGAUCCACCAGUAUUAAAAAAUCUUUGCUUCGUUGUAGAACCAAUGCAAAAAAUUGGUAUUGUAGGCAGGACUGGAGCUGGCAAGUCUUCCAUCAUAUCGGCUCUAUUUCAACUUUAUGAAUUAGAAGGAGGAAUAAUAAUUGACGGUCUGGAUAUAACAAAGAUGCCUUUAGAUAGAAUAAGAACAAAAAUAGCUAUAAUUCCCCAAGAACCUGUUUUGUUCUCAGGUACGAUGAGAAAGAAUCUAGAUCCAUUCAAUGAGUUUUCUGAUGAUAUAUUGUGGAGUGCUCUUGAGCAAGUAGAACUGAAGGAAGCUAUUGAUGAUUUGGGUAACGGUCUCGAUUCUCAAAUCAGUGAGAGUGGUGCUAAUUUUAGCGUUGGUCAGAGGCAACUUGUUUGUCUAGCAAGAGCUCUAAUAAGAAGAAACAAAAUUUUAGUACUCGACGAAGCUACAGCUAAUGUGGAUCCUCAGACGGACUCUUUGAUACAAAAAACAAUAAGGACCAAGUUCAGUGACUGUACUGUUCUGACUAUAGCGCACAGAUUGCACACCAUAAUGGAUUCUGAUAAAAUUCUGCUAAUGAGCAAUGGUAGUGUAUCUGAUUACGAUGAACCACAUACACUGUUGCAAAAGGAAUCUGGACUUCUCCAUGACCUGGUUGAAGCUACAGGGAAUGUAUCUUCUAAGAAUUUGAGGAAUAUCGCUAAAAAUGUUUAUAUGAAAGCUGCAAACUGAACUGAUAGACAACUAAGAAACAACUUUGGAGAAUUUUUAAUACAAAAGUAUAUUUUUCAAUAAAUCAUUUUAUUCAAUCUUCA
Messenger RNA from Harmonia axyridis, 4160 nucleotides. Its product is annotated as probable multidrug resistance-associated protein lethal(2)03659. Bases 205 to 4077 code for a protein of 1290 amino acids. Gene Ontology annotation, cellular component: membrane. The transcript has 10 exons. The record is from RefSeq and is a predicted model, not a curated record. Gene Ontology annotation, biological process: transmembrane transport. Gene Ontology annotation, molecular function: ABC-type transporter activity; ATP hydrolysis activity; ATP binding. Lineage: Eukaryota; Metazoa; Arthropoda; Insecta; Coleoptera; Coccinellidae.